This is a messenger RNA of Salvia splendens (bonfire salvia), 895 nucleotides long. RefSeq names its product cysteine proteinase inhibitor 5. The coding region runs from base 32 to 541 and encodes 169 amino acids. Gene Ontology annotation, molecular function: cysteine-type endopeptidase inhibitor activity. Lineage: Eukaryota; Viridiplantae; Streptophyta; Magnoliopsida; Lamiales; Lamiaceae. The record is from RefSeq and is a predicted model, not a curated record. The transcript is spliced from 3 exons.
AUUAAAUUACCUAUCAAAUUAAAUAUUCCCAAUGGCAUCAUCCAUGACCUUGACCACCUCCUUCUUUGGUGGCGCCGUCGCCGCAAAGCCGGCCACGGUCACCACCCGUCGCAGCAGCCAGCUGGUGGUGAGGGCCUCGAUGGACUUGGAGAAGGCAGUGGCGGCAGCCACAGAGACCACCAACACGAGACGAGACCUCGUGUUGGCAGGCAUGGCCGCAGUAGCAGCAUCAUCCGUCGCAAAAGCCGCGACAGCUGAACCGUUAAUCGGCGGGUAUUCUCCGGUGAAUCCAUGUACACCGGAGAUUUUAGAACUCGCGAAAUUCGCGGUGUCGGAAUACAACAAUAAGAAUAAAGCGGCCUUGGUUGUGGAGUAUGUGACAAGCGCUGAAACCGCGCCAGUAGCUGGUUUCAACUACAAGAUUGGGAUCGCCGCCAAGGAUACUCGCACCGGCAACAUCAGCAACUACGUCGCCGUUGUUUUCUGCCCAUUUGGGUCUAAAAAAUUCGAGCUCAUUUCCUUCGAACCACUCAGUAACUAGAUUGUGUCCUCUUUUCUCUUUUUUCCAUUUCUUCAUAAUUUUCUUCGCAAUGUUUUUUAUAGGAUCAUAAAGUAAGUAGAGCUUGGGAUAUGAAAUGCCUCCCAUUUGUCCUCGAGAGCACCUUCGUUUCCUAAGCAAACUACGGUUUCUAUAGUUUGUGAAGAAAGAACAAUGAGAGAAUCGUGAAUGAGAACAAAGUUAUACAAUAAUGUCCCAUUUUGCUAUUUUGUAUGUCCACAUUUUAAAUUCUCAUUUUUUUUUCACUUUUACUAAUUAGACGUCACACUUGACUAAAUCAUCACACUCACAUUUUAUUAUAAAACUAAUAUAUAAAAGUCAUCCAAUUAUUUUGUG